GUAUCGAUAAAGUUUAGGUUGCGAUUCUGUAAGCGUAGUUGACAUCAAAUUGAUAGUCACUGACACUAUCUAAUGAUUUUUGAAAGACACUGCUCAAGAGCAGUGUUUUUACAGAUUGAAGUAAAUUUGUUAUAAUUAUGGCGCGCGCUUUUCUAUUGGGAUAUGCGGAGGAAGAACGUAGACGUAAUAUUCUAAGAAUUGAAAGACGCCGUCUGCGUGACGCUAGUGAUCCAUUGCAGUUGCCAGAGAGAGAGUUCAUUGGACAUUUUCGUUUAACAAAACUUGGAUUCCAACAGGUUUUGGUGGAACUUAGUCCUCAUCUACCAAUAGUUAAACGAAAUACAGGUGUUCGCAAUGAACUCAAAAUUUUAGCAGCAUUAAAUUUUUAUGGCAAUGGAUCAUAUCAACGGAAUGUGGGUGCAUCAUUUCUACUAAAUAUGUCGCAACCUACAUUCAGUAAAUGUUUACAUGAGGUAACUGGUGCACUCAAUACUAACGAAAUCCUUAAGAAGUACAUAAAGUUUCCUAUGGCACAGCAUGAAAGGGAAAUAAUUAUGAAGGAUUUUAUGGAGAAAUUUGGAUUUCCGGGUGUUAUAGGUUGUAUUGAUGGUACACAUGUGGCUUUAAUCCGUCCUAAGGAGCAUGAGGAAACUUAUUAUAAUAGAAAGAAUUACCAUUCUUUAAAUGUUUUACUAAUAUGUGAUGCUAAACUGACCAUCCUCCAUGUUGAUGCAUCAUUUGGUGGUGCAUCUCAUGAUUCAUAUGUUUGGAAUCAAUGUGCAAUAAAAGCAUUUUUAGAAGGACUAGAAAGAAAUGGAGAGCACUGUUGGCUGUUAGGUGAUUCUGGAUAUGCUCAACGCCCCUGGAUGAUGACUCCAAUCAUAGGUGCAGCUCCGGGAUCGCCAGAAGAGUAUUACACAGAACUUCAUUGUCGGGUCAGAAAUACUGUAGAGCGAUGUAUUGGAGUACUUAAAUCACGUUGGCGGUGUUUGCUAGCACACAGGGUACUUCAUUACGAUCCAGUUACCACUGGCAAGAUAGUGAAUGCAUGUGUCGUCCUGCACAAUAUAGCCAAUGCACAAAAUAUUCCAAUACUUGACUCACAGGAUGGUGAUCUUGACAAUGACCAACAGCACCAAGUUUGCAUACAGGCAAGGAUUGAUGCUCCUCCAGAUGAAAGUAGGGUCAUAUUAAUUAAUAGGAUUUGGAACGCUAGAAAUAUUUUGUGAUUAUAAUUAUUUUUAUUAGUUUUUAUUCUAAUACAAAUAGCCUUUAUUUACGAUAAAAAUACUUUUAAUUGUUUACAUUGGACAAGACAUUAUGUAGUUAUUUACAUUAAAAUUAGAUUAGUUUUUAUUAUGUUAAAAAAAUAUUGUUUUAGUUAUGAAUCUAUAGAAAUAAAUAAAAUUAGUCUAUUUGUAAUAUUAAAAUAACUGCUUUUUAUUAAAUGGAUAUGGAUGAAUGGGCUUUUACUGGUGGAUAGUUGAUGUAGUGAGGAGUAACUUAGACGACUUUUAUUUUAAGAAAUUUAUUUAUUUUAUAACUAUUGUACUGUGAGAACUGAACAAAAUUCCAUGAAGACAGUCGCGGGCACAGCUAGUGUUCUAAGUGUGCUGUCUUGAUGAUCCUGUAAAAGAUAUUUGUUUAUAUAAAAAGUUUACUCAGGUGUAUAAUUAAAGUUAUAAUUAGAAUGUACAUUUAGUCUUAAAUUUAGAUGUAUAAUAUUUUUAUUAAUAUUUAUUUCAAAAAUAUAUGUUCAUACCUGAGAUAUGGCUACGAA
Melitaea cinxia (Glanville fritillary) is the source of this 1780-nucleotide messenger RNA. RefSeq names its product putative nuclease HARBI1. The transcript is spliced from 6 exons. NCBI's taxonomy places the organism in Eukaryota, Metazoa, Arthropoda, Insecta, Lepidoptera, Nymphalidae. The record is from RefSeq and is a predicted model, not a curated record. The coding region runs from base 138 to 1229 and encodes 363 amino acids.